AUGGAUGAGGCCGCUCUCCGAGGAGACCUGAUCAAGAUAUUGCCAGACCAGUUGUCGGACUCGGCAGGACCCGGUGGCUCUGGAAGGAUAUUCGUAUCAUUCAGCGAGGCCGUGCUGUGGUCUUUCCCGCUCAGCGAGUGUCAGACUUGGUUUGACUUUCUCGGCCAUUUUCAUGACUUCUGGCCUCAGACUCUGCAAUUCUUCCACCAUGAUCGACCUGUCACGGAGAAGGAAUGGCCAACAAAGUUCAACCUCGCGAGACACGCCAAAAUCACGCUGUCACUCAAGAUUACCGACCCUCCUAAGCCCCCGCCACGGGGGAUACUCAAAUCCGGCGAAAAGGACGCUGAUCGCCCGAGCGAAGAUGGAGAAGAGCCGACGGGUGGCCUCAAGCUGCCUAAUACGGGGAAGGAAGUCCCCAAAACAGUUCUGCACCCAGAGUCCGGAACUCUCCCCGGCUCGUCCAACGAUACAUUUCACGUCUUCACUUGGCUUCAGGAUGUUCAACUCUUCUCUGGAAAUUUCAGCUCAACCAUUGAUCGGGAUGCCCUCACCAGCCAUAUACAAGAGGUAGACGACUACCUGAAGCACAAGACAAGCUUCUCUGAUAAGAAGGCCUAUCGGGACUGUGGUGAAGUGACCAGGCUCUCGAGCUUCGAGUAUCUAGAGCAACAGGCAAGUCUAGUAGGGAAUGCUAAGAAUCGACCUCAGAAGCAACAAGACUACGAGGAGCGGAUAGAUAUCUUUAACGCUGCAAAUAUAGUCUUUCGCUUCUUUCUACCUACCGUGUACGAGGGACCGACAGUUGGGAAGUAUUGGGGCGCUAUCCGGGACCUGCUUGAAAUGUCUUCGGCCAAACCUGAACGUGGCUUUGGUCGCCGUGAAUCGUCCAGGCUGAGGAAAUCGGACGCGAUACUGCACAAUGCUCCCGGGAUUAGGAGGUGCUUGAGGAAAUUGACGCAGCCGAUACAGUCCUUCGAGAAGCUGUUCGCACACGCACGAGCCGAGGAUAGGGCCAGUGUCAAGAUUCCAGACGAGUUCAUCAAAGCAUGGCUGCAUCUUCUCAUGGGUCUGAUCUACAGCACGCUGGAGAUCGAUGUCUGGAUUAUCCAUACUGACAACGCGGAAAACCUCAUCAAGACUGGCAUGAGGCAGGUCGUCGAGAGGCUACCCAGCUACUCACUCCUCGACCAAGCUGCACUGCUACCCAUGGAUAUUGUCUCGAUGGCAUGCCUCAAUUUGUUCAAAGACAUGACCGGCAAGCUUCCCGAUAUAUGUGAGACAUAUUCCGAAUAUUUGAAGGCUCUUAACUCCAAUAUCACGACAAAACCAUCAGACCGGUAUACACAGCAACGUAUCAAUCUUCUCAAGGAAGAGAUCUCCGUGAUUAGGAAGAUUUUGGACUACCAGGUCGACAUCUGUAGUGUUCUCUACCCGACCCCACCCAAGCCUACAUCCUCUAGCACUCAGGCAGACAUUUUCGGCACGCAGGUAGUGGAUCGAGGCACAAGCCGCUCGUAUCAAGGGCACAAGUCGCGCGAACCGAGCCGGCCACAGAGCUAUUACGACCCGAGCCCGGGAUACAGUGCCAUGGACAAAGGCGCCCCCAAGAGCGUUGUCCACAGGCCCGAGCAAAUAGAAUAUUACAGACGGCCUAGCGAUAGAAGCAGGGUUUAUCAUGUCGAAGACGCCACGUACCGCACUACUGCCCCCAAUGAUCGCCACUACGACGACAAUUGGACGCUCAACGACUCGGUGCUGAACCCGCAGGAGUUCUACAAACUGAGCCCGACGUACUGGGGCGGGUUCCGCGACAUGCUCGCCACGGAAUGCAUAAAGCUCCUCCAGCGGCGAGCCGACGAGUUUGGCGAGUUUGAAUAUUACGCCAGGGGUCUUGAGCGGGAUAACAGGAACAAGGCCGACGUGACCAAGGACCGGCAGGAGAUGGCCAUCUACGCCUUCACCAUCGUGACCAUCGUCUUCCUCCCCGUGUCGGCGGUGGCGGGCAUCUUCGGCAUGAACACGGCCGACAUCCGGGACACGGACCUCAACCAGUGGGUCUACUGGGCCACCGCCGUGCCCGUCACCGUUGUCGUCAUCGUUUUCGGCCUGUGGUGGAUGGGCGAGCUGCGGAACGUCCUGGCCUGGCUCGGGCUCCGCCGCCGCGGGGACGAGGAUGGCAUCGGGCGGCAGCGCCCCGCUGGACGCCGGCGGCCUCCUGCUAUCCCCGAGCUGCCGUCGUUCCGGUCUCGUUGGGGAUGA
This is a messenger RNA of Phialemonium atrogriseum, 2262 nucleotides long. RefSeq lists its product as uncharacterized. Gene Ontology annotation, biological process: metal ion transport; transmembrane transport. NCBI's taxonomy places the organism in Eukaryota, Fungi, Ascomycota, Sordariomycetes, Cephalothecales, Cephalothecaceae. The transcript has 6 exons. Gene Ontology annotation, cellular component: plasma membrane. Gene Ontology annotation, molecular function: magnesium ion transmembrane transporter activity; cobalt ion transmembrane transporter activity; cobalt ion binding. Bases 1 to 2262 code for a protein of 753 amino acids. The record is from RefSeq and is a predicted model, not a curated record.